Trachymyrmex cornetzi is the source of this 1122-nucleotide messenger RNA. Its product is annotated as putative nuclease HARBI1. Lineage: Eukaryota; Metazoa; Arthropoda; Insecta; Hymenoptera; Formicidae. The record is from RefSeq and is a predicted model, not a curated record. The transcript is spliced from 3 exons. The coding region runs from base 179 to 871 and encodes 230 amino acids.
UAUCCAUGGGUGCGUUCCGAGUCACGCAUGAAGCGCGUGGACUGCAAUACUGAUGCACAACGCUUUAAAAUCGUUCCGUUUUUUCAAUGCGCGCAUAACACGCACGAAGCGCUUAUGAAUUCGGACCGGUUUCCUGUGCGAGCUGUGCACUGAGUGGACUGAAGUGGGUUGAGUGGUAAUGUUAAAAAUGGAUGCCGAACGAAACAUCAAGAAACGAUUUACAGUAUCAAUGGUUACUUCAUUGAUAUUAGACAAAAACUUCGAAAGUGACAGCUCACAAUCGAGUGAGAGUGAACAUGAAAAUGAAGACGAAACAUUAAGGGAUAUGCAAACAUUAUAUUGUACACUAAUGGGGAGUAAAGCACGUGGGAAAAUGAUUGCAACCGAAAAAAUUACCGAUUAUGUUGAUCGUGUAAUUCCUAAUUACUCCGAUAUUGCAUUUAAAGAGUAUUUCAGAAUGUUUCCGGCAACAUUUGAAAUGAUUUUAUCAUUAAUCGGACCAGCGCUAAAUAAGACAAAUACCGUAACUGGAACAAAACCAAUUUCAGUAGAAAAACAACUAUAUAUUACUCUGUGGUUUAUGGCUACUCCUGAUUCGUAUAGAUCCGUUUGCGUCAAAUUUGGAGUAGGUAAAACAACGGCUUUUAGAGCCGUAAGACGUGUAACCUAUGCAUUGCAUUGCAUGGCGCCUCGAUUCAUUCAGUGGCCUGAUGAAGCUGUUGCUACUAACAUCAGCGAUCAAUUUUUAGAAGCUAGUGGCUUUCCAAAUGUAAUCGGUGCUAUAGAUGGAACUCAAAUCAAGAUCCGAGCACCACCAACAGAUUCAGUUUCAUACAUAAACCGGAAAGGUUUCCCAUCAAUCUUCAAGUAGUUUGUAAUUCGAGGGGUCUCUUCACACACUGCUAUGCAGGUCAAGUGGGAUCAGUACAUGAUGCUCGGGUUUUCAAAAACUCUCCAGUAGCACAUUUUCUUGAGAGACCUGAGGUGUACUUCCCUAACAACUCUCAUAUUAUUGGAGAUGCAGCAUAUCCGAUUCAUCCCCACGUAAUGGUUCCAUUUCGAGACAAUGGACAUUUGACAAAUCAGCAAAAAAAUUUUAAUUAUUGUCUAUCUUCAAUAAGA